AUGUACCUCCAAAUGCUACCCGUCACCGCCGUCGUGGGCGGCGAAGAGUGGGAAUGGCUGCACAACAUCUGGCUUUCCAUCUGGACGUGGCUCCGCAAUGCCACAUUUCAUGUCUGGGCCUGGAUGCAGCGCGCUUGGGCCAACAGCCUCGCCUGGCUGAAGGAACAUGUGCCGGCGCUGCUCGAGUUGUGGGGCGUCGUUACACAACCACUCAACGACAACCCGGCGGUAACGCUGCUCGUCUCCGGCGCUAUAUUCCUCGGCCCCCAGGUGCUCCUCUUGCCCAUCUUCCUUGUCCAGCUGCUGUUCUACGGUAUCCUGACUCUCUUCGGCUUCGGGUUGCACGGCAUCGUGAGAGGCUCUCCGGCUGCAGCAUACCAAUCCCUCGCGUACGGCGGCAACACCCCCGCUGGGUCCCUCUUUGCCAUAUUCCAGUCCAUCGGCAUGAAGUACAAUGCGGUCACCUUGAGCAGCUGGGUCUUCGCAAGCGUCCGGCUCCUGGCGGGUGCGGUUUUCGUGUACAUGCUGUAUGUCGUAUUGCAUUGA
This is a messenger RNA of Mycena indigotica, 546 nucleotides long. RefSeq lists its product as uncharacterized. NCBI's taxonomy places the organism in Eukaryota, Fungi, Basidiomycota, Agaricomycetes, Agaricales, Mycenaceae. The record is from RefSeq and is a predicted model, not a curated record. Gene Ontology annotation, cellular component: membrane. The transcript is spliced from 3 exons. Bases 1 to 546 code for a protein of 181 amino acids.